This is a messenger RNA of Myotis brandtii (Brandt's bat), 3289 nucleotides long. RefSeq names its product RNA binding motif protein 10 (gene RBM10). Gene Ontology annotation, cellular component: nucleus. NCBI's taxonomy places the organism in Eukaryota, Metazoa, Chordata, Mammalia, Chiroptera, Vespertilionidae. The coding region runs from base 154 to 3081 and encodes 975 amino acids. The record is from RefSeq and is a predicted model, not a curated record. Gene Ontology annotation, molecular function: RNA binding. Gene Ontology annotation, biological process: mRNA splicing, via spliceosome. The transcript has 24 exons.
ACCCCUUUCUUCCUGCCUCUCUCCCCAGAGUCCCUGCAGGAGGCAUCACCCAGGCUGGCAGAUCAUGGUGGCAGCAGCGGGGGUGGCUGGGAAGUGAAACGGAGCCAGCGGCUGAGGAGGGGCCCUAGCAGCCCCCGAAGGUCCUAUCAGGACAUGGAGUAUGAAAGACGGGGUGGUCGUGGGGACAGGACUGGCCGCUAUGGAGCCACCGACCGUUCCCAGGACGACAGUGGGGAGAACCGCAGCCGGGACCAUGACUACCGAGACAUGGACUACCGCUCGUACCCCCGCGAGUAUGGCAGCCAGGAGGGCAAGCACGACUAUGACGACUCCUCCGAGGAGCAGAGUGCAGAGGAUUCCUACGAGGCCUCCCCGGGCUCCGAGACUCAGCGUAGGCGGCGGCGGCGGCACAGGCACAGCCCCACUGGCCCGCCGGGCUUCCCCCGAGACGGCGACUAUCGGGACCAGGACUAUCGCACGGAGCAAGGGGAGGAGGAGGAGGAGGAGGAUGAGGAGGAGGAGGAGGAGAAGGCCAGUAACAUCGUCAUGCUGAGGAUGCUGCCACAGGCAGCCACUGAGGAUGACAUCCGUGGCCAGCUGCAGUCCCAUGGCAUCCAAGCGCGUGAGGUCCGGCUGAUGAGGAACAAAUCCUCAGGUCAGAGCCGGGGCUUCGCCUUCGUCGAGUUUAGUCACUUGCAGGACGCUACACGAUGGAUGGAAGCCAAUCAGCACUCGCUCAACAUCCUGGGCCAGAAGGUGUCCAUGCACUACAGCGACCCCAAGCCCAAGAUCAAUGAGGACUGGCUGUGUAAUAAGCCUCGGCUUUGGCCUGUCUCCUCACCCUCCUUCACCAGCUACAGCAAACCUCUGGUUUCCCCGCAAACCCACACCAAACCAGACGUCCGGGUCUCCUCAGAUCAGACAGCCCUGCUGACCUGCCCAAGCCGAUGUGGAGUCCAGAACUUCAAACGCCGUGAGAAGUGCUUCAAAUGCGGUGUGCCCAAGUCAGAGGCAGAGCAGAAGCUGCCCCUGGGUGCCAGGCUGGAUCAGCAGACGCUGCCGCUGGGUGGACGGGAGCUGAGCCAAGGCCUGCUCCCCUUGCCGCAGCCCUACCAGGCCCAGGGAGUGCUGGCCUCCCAGUCCCUGUCCCAGGGCUCAGAGCCAAGCUCCGAGAAUGCCAAUGACACCAUCAUUUUGCGCAACCUGAACCCACACAGCACCAUGGACUCCAUCCUGGGGGCCCUGGCACCCUACGCAGUGCUAUCCUCCUCCAAUGUCCGAGUCAUCAAGGACAAGCAGACGCAACUGAACCGCGGCUUUGCCUUCAUCCAGCUCUCCACCAUCGUGGAGGCAGCUCAGCUGCUACAGAUCCUGCAGGCCCUGCACCCGCCGCUCACCAUCGAUGGCAAGACCAUCAACGUUGAGUUUGCAAAAGGUUCUAAGAGGGACAUGGCCUCCAACGAAGGCAGCCGCAUCAAUGCUGCCUCUGUGGCCAGCACUGCCAUUGCUGCGGCCCAGUGGGCCAUCUCACAGGCCUCCCAGGGUGGGGAGGGUGCCUGGGCCACCCCCGAGGAACCAUCGGUCGACUACAGCUACUAUCAACAGGAUGAGGGCUAUGGCGGCAGCCAGGGCACAGAGUCCUCCCUCUAUGCCCAUGGCUACCUCAAGAGCGCCAAGGGCCCUGGCAUGACUGGAACCAAAGGGGACCCGGCUGGAGCAGGUGCCGAGGCCUCCCUAGAGCCGGGGGCAGAUUCUGUGUCGCUGCAGGCUUUCUCCCGCGCCCAAGCUGGUGCCGCCCCUGGCAUCUACCAGCAGUCGGCAGCCGAGGCCAGCGGCAGCCAGAGCGCUGCUGCCAACAGCCAGCCAUACACCAUCAUGUCACCUGCUGUGCUCAAAUCUGAGCUCCAGAGCCCCACCCAUCCCAGCUCUGCCCUGCCACCAGCCACCAGCCCCACCGCCCAGGAGUCCUACAGCCAGUACCCUGUUCCUGACGUCUCCACCUACCAGUACGAUGAGACAUCCGGCUACUACUAUGAUCCUCAGACUGGCCUCUACUACGAUCCCAACUCCCAGUAUUACUACAAUGCUCAGAGCCAGCAGUACCUGUACUGGGAUGGGGAGAGGCGGACCUACGUUCCUGCCCUGGAGCAGUCAGCCGACGGGCAUAAGGAGACAGGGGCGCCUUCCAAGGAGGGCAAAGAGAAGAAGGAGAAGCACAAGACCAAGACGGCCCAGCAGAUCGCCAAGGACAUGGAGCGCUGGGCCCGCAGUCUCAACAAGCAGAAAGAAAACUUCAAAAACAGCUUCCAGCCUAUCAGCUCCCUGCGGGACGAUGAGAGGCGGGAGUCAGCCACCGCAGAUGCGGGCUACGCCAUCCUGGAGAAGAAGGGAGCACUCGCUGAGAGGCAGCACACCAGCAUGGAUCUCCCGAAACUGGCCAGCGACGACCGCCCAAGCCCACCCCGAGGGUUGGUGGCCGCCUACAGCGGGGAGAGUGACAGUGAGGAGGAGCAGGAGCGAGGCGGCCCGGAGCGGGAAGAGAAGCUCACAGACUGGCAGAAGCUGGCCUGCCUGCUCUGCCGGCGCCAGUUCCCCAGCAAGGAGGCGCUCAUCCGGCACCAGCAGCUCUCCGGGCUCCACAAGCAAAACCUUGAGAUUCACCGGCGAGCGCACCUGUCAGAAAAUGAACUAGAAGCACUUGAGAAGAAUGACAUGGAGCAAAUGAAGUACCGGGACCGGGCAGCCGAACGCAGAGAGAAGUAUGGCAUCCCUGAGCCACCAGAGCCUAAGAGGAGGAAGUAUGGUGGCAUGUCUGCCGCCUCCGUAGACUUUGAGCAGCCCACGCGGGAUGGCCUGGGCAGUGACAACAUCGGCAGUCGCAUGCUCCAGGCCAUGGGCUGGAAAGAGGGCAGUGGCCUGGGUCGCAAGAAGCAGGGCAUUGUGACACCCAUUGAGGCCCAGACACGGGUGCGGGGCUCCGGUUUGGGUGCCCGAGGCAGCUCCUAUGGGGUCACCUCCACCGAGUCCUACAAGGAAACAUUGCACAAGACAAUGGUGACCCGCUUUAACGAGGCCCAGUGAGGACCUGUGAGAGCUACUUCGACAUCUGCUCCUACCAGCCCGGGACGGGAAGAAUGAAAUGUCUGCUGUUCUGAGCAGGGCUCUGCACCUGUUCACCAGCCCACUCCCCAGCCAGACAGGCCCUGACCACGUCAGACUUUGAGUUGGUGACUUGUUGGAAAACUGGGCUAGGAUCAAGUUCUUUUUGUAAUAAAAGCUGAAAAGUCCA